ACUACCGGUGGACAAUCUUAUGGAGGGACGACUGGAAAUGGUGGCGGUAAUGUUGGAGGAGGAACAAGUGGUUGUGGAUCAGGUGGAUGUUCAGCAGGAGGUACUGGGGGAACAACAGGAGGAAGUAAUUAUGGAGGAGGUGAAAGUUCUGGAGGAACAGUUUCUGGGAGUGGAUUGGGUGGAAGCACUGGAGGUACAGGAGGGGGUGAAACUGGAGGGACCACUGGGGGAGAAGAAGGCACAGGAGGAACAAAUGGGGGAAGUAGUGGGGGAUCUGAAGGUGGUUAUAGUGGCAGUACAGGAGGUACGGGAACAGACACAGCAAGUGGCAGUUUGGGCACUGGAGGAUCUCCAACCAGUGGCAGCAGUUAUGGUAGUGGACAAACGGGAAGUUAGAAACGAUUUUUCCACACAAGUAGCUGCUGGAGAAAGCAAGCAAUGUUGUUCCUGCGGCAAUUCAGGUGGUUGUUAUCAAACUAGCCCUCAACAGACCUCUGCUGGAGGUAGUGUUGCUGUCCAACCAGUUGCUGUUCAACCAACAGGAACUGCCCAAGCCAGUGGUCAACCCCAAAAAGGUUAUGGAGAUGUUCGAAAAAAGAAAUUUUCUUCAAGGCACAGACAACGCCAGAUCUUUGGAAGAGGGACCAUGGUAAAUCACAUGGCGAUGCUUAGUCAAUUACAACCAAUUCCACCAGUGAAAAGAGAGAAGAAUCCUCCAAAACCCUUUUCUCUUUUUAAUAAAUCUCCCGUUGAUGCAAUGAAAUCAAAAGGGCAAUCUUUUGAAAAUAGAGCAGCAAAAUUGAAGAAAAUUUAA
Molecule: messenger RNA, 814 nt
Organism: Meloidogyne enterolobii
Lineage: Eukaryota; Metazoa; Nematoda; Chromadorea; Rhabditida; Meloidogynidae
Source: the annotation of a GenBank genome assembly